AUGUUGGGCUCGUACGUCUGCCGCCAGUGCAGAGCGCGGCUUAAUCCUCGCCGUGUACCUUCCCGAAUCCCUCAAUGGCAGCCACGAGCCACAUUUAUCUCGCUGCGCAGUCAGCAACCGCAAAACGACGCCGACCAAACUGAAGCCCAGACGCACCCUGACGAUACAACAGCUGGGCAAGAAAAGUAUCAAAGCGGAUCGUACAGCCUUUUCGAUCGAUCCCAGACGAAUGCGCAGGCCAGUGACAAUCGACCUCAACGGCUCGGGCGAUACUCACGACAUGCGCGCGACAGUGCAGCGCAUGACACAGGGAAUAGCAACGAUACCCAGUCAGCAGGGAUCCAUGAAGUCGAACCCAAUACAAAGUCGUAUGCGCCUCGUAUACACAUGCUUAUGAGACGCGGAGAGGUGGAGAAGGCAUGGGCAUUGUUCGAACAGAGCUACACAUCAGCCGACUGCGAGGCUCUCACAAUGCCCUCCGCGACAGACAUUCGCAUGAUCAACGAGCAACGAUUGUUUUCCAAUAUCCUGGCAUCUGUCAUCCAGAAGUUCUGCGAAGGACAAGGAGAGCCACAGAUCACUCCUACAACUGUACUCUUCAAGUAUGAGCAGCUCGGUAUCGCGCCUCCAGGAUUGUGGAUCAAGGGAGUUCUUGAGCCUUUGACCCAUCAAACAAUUCUUGCUGCCAAUGGUGGUAGCACAACACUGCAACGAGAUUUGUCCUCAAUGCUUUUCGAGCUCCUCUCAGUUUGGCGGCUGUUCUUCCAAUGCAAAGGCAACGGAAACGAUUCGCUGGAAGCUAUCAAUUCGGAAUGGAAUUUGCCUGCCGUCGAGGCUUUGCCACACAUGUUCCAGAAUGUGGACUUCAAUCUCCGCUUGCAGGAAUACCAUCCCAAAUCCAUUGGGGGUUCGACUUUGGGAUUUUGUGCUGUGUAUCUUUUCAAUUCUUCCGAGACAAUCAAUGCCACUGAGUCUUUGAGACACCAGGCAGCGCCUUUCCUGUCUUUGUUAGCUCGCGUUCUGGCGGGAGCAAGAGUAAAUACUGUCCUCAAUCACUCAGUACACUCAAGAACUUUCCAUUCGCUGCCGAAGGAACUGCAAGUUAAGAUCAGAAGGGACAUCGAGACAGCACCGGGGAAAGCCUUGAGCAUGUUGGGACAACAGGGUGCAGGGGCUCAAACAGGAACCACCGGUUAUGCAACGACGGAUCUGGAGUCGUUCAACCUCAAAGCAAUAGCGCGUGCAGUCGAAGCCAAAACAUCAACUGAGAGCCUGGAGCGAAUCUGGAAACGUGUUGAACUGGACUACACGCACGACGGCAAGAUUUCGAUACCUCCUCGAAUCUACAACGCUUUCCUCUCAGGCUACUUAGUCCUACAGCAAGCCAGACGUUCGGUCGAGGUGUGGAAUCAUAUGAUGUCCAACGGUGUUAAGCCCGAACUGGAGACAUGGGUCGCGAUGCUCGAAGGUUGUGAGAAAGCACAGGACCUUGACGGCUUCAAUGCAAUGUGGAACCGCAUGCAGAGCGCAGGACUUGAGCCAGACAACUAUGCUUGGACGACGCGAGUUCAUGGUCUCAUUUCGUUGCGUCAGGUUGAUCUUGGCCUGAAAGCCCUUGAUGACAUGGGCAACAGGUGGCGGUCAGCGGAAAAUGUCAAAAACGCCCCUCCUUCAAACUCCAAGAACUCAAAAGGCGCCAAAAACCUCCCUGUGUCGGCCAAAAUAGUUAACAACUGCACGAAACCGUCUGUGGAAGUCGUCAAUGGCGCUGUAUCCGCCAUCGUCCAGCUGCCAUGGAAGGACAUGAGGCAGCAGAAGCGCGUUGAAUACGCGCAGAAAAUCCUCAGAUGGGGAACACAGUUCGACGUCAAGCCUGACACCCGCACGUUCAACAUUCUCAUCCAGCUAUACCUCCGUGCAGGCGACUAUGCGACAGCCUUCAAGGUGCUGAGGCAGAUGGAGCUGAAUGGGAUACCAGCCGACAUUUCGACACACACCAUGCUCAUAACAGCGGCGUUCGACAAUCAUACUCUGGACAACCUAUCCGAAACGGAUCAAGCCGAUCGUCUCAUUCAGAUGUUCGAGGAGCUGGAAGCCGGCGGCCUGCGUCUUAACAACUACGUCUACGCGACAACCAUCGACCGCCUGUUGAAGCAAUACGGCAGCCACGAUGCCGUCCGCACCAUCAUCAGCCACAUGAAGAGUCGCAAUCUUGCGCCUAGCGCUCACGUUUACACGUCCCUCGUCACUCACUACUUUCAGCAAACGCCACCAGCCAUCGCAGCUGUCGAUUCCCUCAUCCACCAGAUCUUUGAAUCUGCACAUUCAGAUACAGACAAAUAUCUUUUCGACCGCACAAUCGAAGGGUACGCAGAACACGGAGAGGUGGGCAAGAUGAUGAGCGUACUCACACGCAUGUCAAAGCACGGCAAACACCCUGGCUUCAGGGCACUCACCGCCGUCAUCAGAGCGCUGGUUGCCGCCGGUGACGUCGAUCGCGCACGCCUCAUCGUGCGAGAUGUUGAACGCGGCGAGGGCAUAGCUCACGGCGGCGUGACGGGCGCUCUCAACAGCCAAAAGCAGUUCCUAGCCAUUGCGCGGAGCCUCGGUGUAGGACUGGACGAGGAGCGCAUGGGCGAUAUGUUCAGGAUGAGGAAUGAAGCGGGUGUGCUUGACGAGCAGAUCAAGGUGCGCGCUGCGGAGGAGCAGGCUGAGAUUGAGCGUCAGCCUGAGCCCAAGGAUCUUGGACCGCCAGAGGAGGAAAUUCAUGGGUUUCUGGAGAGCGAGCCGCGUCGCUGA
Ascochyta rabiei is the source of this 2799-nucleotide messenger RNA. RefSeq lists its product as uncharacterized. The record is from RefSeq and is a predicted model, not a curated record. NCBI's taxonomy places the organism in Eukaryota, Fungi, Ascomycota, Dothideomycetes, Pleosporales, Didymellaceae. The transcript has a single exon. The coding region runs from base 1 to 2799 and encodes 932 amino acids. Gene Ontology annotation, molecular function: protein binding.